Messenger RNA from Brassica napus (rape), 2386 nucleotides. RefSeq names its product ankyrin repeat-containing protein ITN1-like. The transcript has 2 exons. Gene Ontology annotation, molecular function: protein phosphatase regulator activity; protein phosphatase 1 binding. Lineage: Eukaryota; Viridiplantae; Streptophyta; Magnoliopsida; Brassicales; Brassicaceae. The record is from RefSeq and is a predicted model, not a curated record. The coding region runs from base 856 to 2265 and encodes 469 amino acids. Gene Ontology annotation, cellular component: plasma membrane.
UUCAAUCAUUACGAUUCAAAAAAAUCAAUAUGUAAAACUCAAGAAAGAAUGGAAUUGUAUUUAUAAAACGAGUAGUAUCAAACAAUAUUCCCAUAUAUAUAUAUAACUAUGUAUUUUUCCAUGGAACUUUAUGAAUAAGAUUUUAAAAUAUAUAAUAUAUAAUUCAAACUUCAUAUAUAAUUACCGAAUGAAAUCUAUACUUUUGACAUUUACUUUAUUAAAUAUUAUUAUACUGUUUCAAUUCUAUGUGUAAACAUAGAAUUCCGUGUCUACAUUGUAACGUUUUAUUUCUAUUUGACCAAAUGGUUACUUAAAUUUAGAAUAUUAUAUGACUAACCAAUGAAAUUUGAACCAUUUUAAAAUCUCUAAGUGCAUCAUCAUAAUACUCAAACCCAUUAUAGGAUAGAGUUUCUUAUUCGUAGAUAUUCAGAGUGUGAACUGAGCACAUGUCAUAAAUUAGUGACAUUUGCUAUAAGCUAAUAUUUAGUUUAGACUUAAAGAGUAGUUGACAAAAAUUACAAGUUUGUUUUUAAGUUUUUUUUUAACUAGUGGACCUUUAAUCUAGUGGACCCUAAAAGUGGAAGAAGUAAUUAAAUUUCUACAUGUAUAUAUUUUAAAAAAAAACUGAAAUGAAAAAUUUAUGCAAGGAUGUCACGUAUAAACCGAACAAUGGUCAAAAUUUUCAUUCAAUAUAUAAAUUAUUAAAAAAAUUACGAAAAGAGUAUGGCUGACUUUAGAGAGCAGUAUAUAAGGGUAAGAGUAUGCAUCUAAUUAACUUAAAACAACAAAGACAAUUGGUCUACUUCUCAAAUUGAUCCAAAGACCAAAGAUUCCUAAAGCUGCUUGAAACUAAAAAUGGCUCCACAAAAAUUCAUCAGAAAUGGCAUGACAAGUUUACCUCGGCUCGUAGAAGAGUAUCUCUCUAUGUUGAAGGAAACAUACGAAGGAACGGGAUUGCACCUAGCCACGCAACAAGGGGACGAGGUAUAUGCAAAGAAAAUAAUCGAGCUCUGCCCUUCCUUAGUCAGUUCCACCAAUUCCAAAGGGGACACUUCUCUUCAUGUUGCUGCUCGUUUGGGAUGCACAAGCAUCUUAAUUUGGAUGUUAGAGUCCAUAAAAUUGCAUAACGCAUGCGAGGAAAAAAACCUAGAUGCAGAAAUGAUGAAUAAUGAUGGCUUAACACCUCUGCAUUGUGCUGCAAUGAAGGGUUCUAUUGAAAUCCUUAAGGAAUUUCUCAAUAGGGCUCCCUCUUCUUUCUACUCAGUCACGUUAGAAAAGAGAGAAACUGUGUUUCAUAUAGCUGCGAGACACAAGCAAAACGAAGCCUUCAUCUCAAUGGCAAAGAGUGACAACUUAGGCCAACUUCUCUACCAGCUUGACAUAGACGGCAACACGGUGCUUCACGUUGCCGCCUCCGUAGGCUCUAUUGCGCUGGUAAACUAUAUAAUGGAGGAGACAAACGUAAAAGUCACCACGAAGAACAAGAACGGUUUUGUAGCGGUUGACCUUCUCAACGAAGAGGAUAAAGAUUUCCUUAAGCUAUCUAACGCUCUGAUGUGCGGUCAACGCUCUUCAAGUCCUAGAGAGAUUGGAAACCAAACAAAAGCAGUGAUUCUUCAUCGUGCAGACGAUGACACGAUAAAGAAGCGCCAGAAGGAGAUUCUAAGAUUUCAAAGUAGUGAUACUCCAAACAAAAAAUUUGAGAUGCAAUUGGAGGCUUUGCAAAGCGCUAGGAAUACUCUCGCCAUUGUCGCGGUCUUGAUUGCAUCUGUUACUUUCACAUGCGGUUUAAACCCACCUGGUGGGGUCUAUCAAGAAGGAUUCUCCAUUGGGAAAUCAACCGCGGGGAAAACCAUAGCUUUCAUGAUCUUCUGGAUAAGCAAUAGCAUUGCGUUGUUUACAUCAGUGAGUAUGGUCAUUCUUCUCCUCAGCAUUAUACCUUACAGGGAGGACUCGCUUUUAAAGUUCUUGGUUAUAGCUCACUGGAUGAUGUGGGUGGCUGUAGCAGCCAUGGCAAGUGCUUAUGUCUCCGCGGCAUUGGUAACUUUACCUCAUUUUGGAGAAACCAAUUGGUUAAUCUAUGCCACUGUUGCUAUUGCUAGCUUGACGCUAGGCGGUAUGUUUGUUUAUCUACAGUUUAAUCUGGCUAAAUGCAUGUUAAGGAAGGUUAGGCUUCUUAAAUGCUUGUCUACUCCGCCAGUACGCAAGAAUGGAUACGUAGACAUGGCGGCCAAUAUCGAGAAAGGCUACUACUCUUAUUGCUGAAUUUAUGUUUUUAAUAUAUAGGAAUCCAAGUUAUAUGCAUGUUUUUAUAAGUGGUUGACGUUUUUUUUUUGUAAAUAGGUGUUUGACGUUUAUAAUUUCCAAUUGUUUAGAUUCGAUGACA